This is a messenger RNA of Ectocarpus siliculosus, 3298 nucleotides long. The record is from the annotation of a GenBank genome assembly. NCBI's taxonomy places the organism in Eukaryota, Phaeophyceae, Ectocarpales, Ectocarpaceae.
AUGUUCUUGGUCCAGGCCCAGGCUAGGAAAGACCGAUGCUCGCGAGCACGGAAAACCGCCCGUCGGGAAACAGCCGCGGCAGAUUCUCAGCUGACCAGUUUGGCCAGAAGACUGGAGAAGCUCCAGCGCACACUAGACGACGAGCGUGCCUCUCGCCAGUCCGCCGAACUAAAGCACCAUAGAGCCAAAAGUACCACGAUUCGAAUUAGCCGGUACCUGGAUUCGAUCCUCAAUGUCAACCAAGAGCUCGUAGCAGCAGGGACGUCCUCAUCCCUAACGCCAACAGCGGGGCAACCUGUACCGAGAGCACUAGGCGAACUCCAGCGAAAACAAAGCAUCAGAGACAGCUACGCUACCCCCCGGCGGAACCCAGCAUUGGAAGACGACGGGAUCGACAUUCGCGCCGCUGUGAAAGAGGCGUAUUGCGUUGGUCGUACUGGCGGAGAUCCCGUCCCGUCUCUUACGGCACUGUACGAGCGUAUUGGGUUCAGCGCUAUGCAAGGCGAAGACGGACACCAUGGUGGCACGCCAAGUUUGCCUACGAGCCCCCGUCGAGCCAGGGUUGGUAACACUGCCGAGGCGUAUAGAUUUCGGGAUGUCGAUGACGGGGAAGACUAUGGUCGCCAGAGGCUUGUAGAACCCACAGCUGUAGGUGGUUUCUUCGCUGAGGAUGACGCAGAGGUUUUGGAGUCGUCAAGACGGCAGGCUAGCGCCCACCAAGUCGAUGACGGAGGGUCCAGAUCGGCCAAUGGCGGGAAACAUCACGGGACUGGGAAUGCGUUUGUCGGUGGUGGAGUUACAGCCAAGGGUUAUUCCUUUGCUAACUCGCCAUUAGUAAGGCCGACAUCUGCUGCCGAGAGGUCUCCCGAGGUUAUGAAACGGUUGGAGGCGUUGGCGUCACAGCUGGAGAGGGAGAGGUCGGACGUGGAGCAGUGGUACAAGGACGUGGUGCACAGGUCACCCCAUGCUCAUUGUGGUCCCUCUCCGCCGCAUGAUAGGCAAGUCCCUGCGUGCAAGAGGAGGGAACUGAUGCGGAUCUUGAUGCCCGAAGCCUCACAGAAGCUAUAUACUGUCUUCAACCUACGAUCUACCAAGCAAGUGCUUUCUCUCUCGUCAGCCGGGAAGGACCUCUCCUAUGCAGCCAUGAGUUCGGCAGCAUGCAUGGUGCGGCGGCGUGGGGCUUGGGGCGGGCCCAUCCUGCGACGCUCUGUCGUCGCAACGGUUGCCUCGAAGCGGACAAACAGCAGCGGUAACACCGCAGCCGCGACAACUCGGCCGCCGCUCCUCCUUAGCUUCAAGAGAGGCAAGUACAAGCUAAAGCUACCCCUUCAGGACGGGCGUGUGGUGUCCUCGGCGGAGAGAGACACCGCCUUCUCCUUCCACCCGAAUCACAGCCUCGAGACGGUCAAGGCUAAUAUACAGGAGGAGGGCGUGUCUAGUGUAGAGUUCAUGGGGCCGAACGGGGAGCCGCUGCCAGAUGAUAGCAGUGUUGGGGACGCCGCUUGGCACGGAGGCUUCGACAUGACCCUGGAUGGGAAGCAGUUUCCGGUCCUAGCCACCCGGUCUGGCGGUUACGUCGAGGACGAGGAAGAAGGGGGCGGUCGGACGGAGCUCCCCUCCCUGCUCGAGCGAGGGAGGGUGCUGCGUCUUCGCGCUGCCUUGGACGAUGAGACCCGGCGAAGCAUGACCUACGCCGAGUUCGAGAGGCUAUGCGAGGACUGCGGGAUGGACAAGGCGGACGCACGGAAGGUGGCAGCGGACCUGCACAAGGUCGGCGUGAUUCUCCACUUCCACGCGGAACCCGGCCUGGCGGACAUCGUCUACCUGCAGCCGCACCAGGUCCUCGAGCACUUCUUCGCCAAGUACAGCCUCGAGUCGCCCCUGCGGCAGUACUUGCUGCUGCAGGGAGAGCGGCUCGAGGAGGAGAAGAACGCCGUGAGGCGAGAGCUUGCUCCCACGCUGCGGCUGAAAGAGAACCUGGACAGCCAGGCCAGGGUCACCGUCUCCCGGUGCAUGUGGGGUCUGAGCGCCCUGGUCGUGUCCGGCGCGGGCGGUUACUGGUACCUGUCCUACGUUUACCUGUCGUGGGACAUCAUGGAGCCCGUGACCUUCUUCACGGCGCUGGGAGUGUCGACGCUGAGCUACGCCUGGUGGAUGUUCACGAACAAAGACCUGCAGCACAGCAACAUCUUCGACUUCUUCUUCAACAGCAUGAUCCAGCGCCGGUACGAGAAGGGCGGUCUAGACCAGGCUCGCCUCAAGACGGCGGAGGAGGAGCUCUCAAAGCUGGACAACAAGGGAAAGUUGCUGGAAGCGAGAAUUUUUGAGCUGGAGUGCAUGAGGGACAAGGGGAUCACCGCUGCGGCAGCCGCCGGCAUCGUGUCCGACCGGCCCACGUGACGCUAGUUGGUGUACUGCACCAAUAGUCGUUUUUUUUUCUCGAUUCAUUGAUGCCAGUCCUGUCCUGGUUCCCUCUGCCUCGACGCGACCGCGCCAUGCCACUUUCAAGAAACAUGGUUGGCAAAGAGGGAAUAGAUUGUAACCAGGCAGGAACGUGGAGGACCCAAUUGAAGUGGCUGGCAAGACAAGAGGCACUGAUUUUGUCUCGCGAAGGAGUUGAUAAGGCUGUGGGUACGGUUGUAAGGCCCGGUUGACUGACGUGUUUGUGCAUGUUUCGUUGGUGGCAAGGUUGAUGGUUAGAGUUAGAAGCCGGGUCUCGGAUACGAAGGCGGAGAUCUGUUUGUGAGGGUGUGCGGUGGCCAAUCGAGAUCGCGUCGAAAAUCCGGGGCGGUAACCUACUGGGAGACACGGUUUGAGCGGUUUUGUAGAGUUUUCUUUCCCAACUGUGCUGGGUUUAUCUCGAAAUUCGGAGUGUCCGUGAACCCUAGUUUUAGACGUAGACCAAGUUCCUGGGUCACAUAGGCAGAAUUUUGCCGUCCUCCCGACGGGUAUACUUAUGCUUCAUGCAACCAGUGUAGACCAAGGUUUUACAACUUUCGUGUCAUCUUUGUCAUCACCUCAAUCGGGCAGGUGAUCGAUCUUCAUGACAGGUCUAGCCUUGAUGGUGCUUCGGCAUGCUCGUGAAUGCACUACAUGACUGCUCAUUCGUGGCUUGAUAGAUAGAACAAUCGUGGCUUGAUAGAUGGAACAAUCGAGGUGUACGUCGAGUGACAUAUUUUACAGUGUUGGAAUCAUUGUCUGUCUCACUCAGCCUUUUUUCGGUUUCGUCCCUUAUUGAGCCACUGCUGUCAUGACAUGACAUGCUCCACCACCGCAAGCUCGAAACUAUCGCAUGCCG